Pseudoliparis swirei is the source of this 1047-nucleotide messenger RNA. Its product is annotated as ergosterol biosynthetic protein 28 homolog. The record is from RefSeq and is a predicted model, not a curated record. Bases 157 to 588 code for a protein of 143 amino acids. Gene Ontology annotation, molecular function: protein-macromolecule adaptor activity. Gene Ontology annotation, cellular component: membrane; endoplasmic reticulum. NCBI's taxonomy places the organism in Eukaryota, Metazoa, Chordata, Actinopteri, Perciformes, Liparidae. The transcript is spliced from 5 exons.
UAUUGGUCAUCCCCUCCGUCCAAGAAUUGAAAACACAACACCAUAGUCGGUUAGCUUGAAUCCCACCUAUUUGUUUUAUGUUCAGUCCUAUCCUCUCUCUCAGGAAUAUGUCUACGUGGUAGUGCUGUCCCCAGGUGCGUCUCGCAAAGAAAAACAAUGAGUCGCUUUCUGAACGCGCUGCGCAGCUGGUUGUUGAUGGUGUCCCUCAUCGCGAUGGGAAACACCGUGCAGAGCUUCAGGGACCACAGUUUUCUGUCCGAGAAGCUCUACACAGGCACCCCGGAGUUUGUGAAUGGUCUCCAAGCUCGGACAUUUGGCAUUUGGACGAUGCUGUCGUCGAUCAUUCGCUGUUCCUGUGCCAUUGACAUCCAGAACAAAACGCUGUAUCACGUCACCUUAUGGACAUUUGUGCUGGCGUUGGGCCACUUCCUGUCUGAAGCCUUCAUUUACAAAACUGCUCCUCUGACUAUCGGGGUCAUGGCACCUCUCAUUGUGGCAAGUUUCUCCAUCAUAGGAAUGCUGAUUGGAUUCCAGUGCGUCCCAGAAUCACAACAGGAGGUCGGAGCAAGACAAAAGAAGCGUAACUGAAUUGUGGCCACCUCCAUUAUGACCACCAGACACUCGUGGAGUGGUCCGAGUGUGCUGCCUUUGGCCUUGAGGGGAAUGACAUCUUACAGAUAGUCAGGCUAUACUAGAACCAUCAAUAUGUGCCGGUUAAUGAUGAAUACAUUCUGAGGUGAUCAAUACAUUUAGUUCAUUUUGUAAUAUCUGAACUGUCAGUGCUGAAUGAUGCUCAUCCACACGUUUCCAAGCUCAAAGAUGAAUUCAGUGUCGAUUUCUUUGAGGAUGUUUUAUUUCUCCAGGCUACCACGUCCUAAACAAUUUUUUUAAUUCUUGAUCUACGAAAGAACUGAAAGGACUCAACAGUACACAAGUCCACUAUUCCUAUUAAACAGUUAUUUUAGUGAAAAUGUUUGUGUGCCUUUUGAAUUCAUACAGAAUUAUUGUCCUAUUAAAAAAAAAAUUAGUUUUGAUCUUGGACAUUUA